GGGGAAAGAUGGCGGCGGCCCUGGAACCGUCUGGGUGGUGGCAGCGGUGGCGGCGGCGUUUGUCGGCUCGGGAUGGGUCUAGGAUGUUGCUCCUUCUCCUUUUGUUGGGGUCUGGGCAGGGGCCACGGCAAGUCAGGGCGGGUCAAACGUUCGAGUACUUGAAACGGGAGCACUCGCUGUCGAAGCCCUACCAGGGUGUAGGCACAAGCAGUUCCUCCCUGUGGAAUCUGAUGGGCAAUGCCAUGGUGAUGACCCAGUAUAUCCGCCUUACCCCAGAUAUGCAAAGUAAACAGGGUGCCCUGUGGAACCGGGUGCCAUGUUUCCUGAGAGACUGGGAGUUGCAGGUGCACUUCAAAAUCCACGGUCAAGGGAAGAAGAACCUGCACGGGGAUGGCUUGGCGAUCUGGUACACGAAGGAUCGGAUGCAGCCAGGGCCUGUGUUUGGAAACAUGGACAAAUUUGUGGGGCUGGGAGUAUUUGUAGACACGUAUCCCAAUGAGGAGAAGCAGCAAGAGGCCCAGAAGAGGCGAUAUUCUCCCGGAGUCCAGCGGGUUUUCCCCUACAUCUCAGCCAUGGUGAACAAUGGCUCCCUCAGCUAUGACCACGAGCGGGACGGGCGGCCUACAGAGCUGGGGGGCUGUACGGCCAUUAUCCGCAAUCUCCAUUAUGACACCUUCCUUGUGAUUCGCUAUGUCAAGAGGCAUUUGACGAUAAUGAUGGACAUCGAUGGCAAGCAUGAGUGGAGGGACUGCAUAGAGGUGCCCGGUGUCCGCCUGCCCCGGGGCUACUACUUCGGCACCUCCUCCAUCACUGGGGAUCUCUCGGACAACCAUGACGUCAUUUCCCUGAAGUUGUUUGAGCUGACGGUGGAGAGAACCCCAGAAGAGGAGAAGCUGCAUCGAGAUGUGUUCCUGCCCUCGGUGGACAACAUGAAACUGCCCGAGAUGACAGCCCCGCUGCUGCCCCUGAGUGGCCUGGCCCUCUUUCUCAUCGUCUUUUUCUCUUUGGUGUUUUCCGUAUUUGCCAUUGUCAUUGGGCUCAUACUCUACAACAAAUGGCAGGAUCAGAGCCGAAAGCGCUUCUACUGAGCCCUCCUGCGACCACGACCUCUGUGACUGUCACCCAGGAGUAUGGGAGGAGCAGGCACCGGCCUGAGCACAUAGCCAGGCGGGUCUUCUCUCGUCUCCAGCAGCUGGUCAGGGGCUCGGUUCUGUCACUGGAGCUUUGACUGCAGGGACGCUGCGUUCCCAUGGUCACCCAUGAGGACGUCUAACUCUGGAUCAGGAAGCCCACCCCCCCGGGCAACGCUGCUGUGAUGUGCCUUUCCCCAUAGUCCUGCCACUUGGGAGCGAAGAGGGAUGGAGAGAACAUAGGCUGUCAUGAUGCCAAAACCACCGGAAAGAGUUUCAUAGCCCAGGCUGCCUUGUUGUUGGGCUCAGAGGACCCUCGUACUUCAUUCUUAAAUCUGCAAAGACUAGAAAACUGAUAACUCCUCCUACCUUCCAGCCAUCCAUCCACUGGUUUUUGCUUUUUGUCUAAGCCUCUCUCCACCUGAGUAGCUUUCCUUGGAAAUCUGGAUGGAAGCUUCUUCCCUGCCUCGCCUUCCGCUCCCUCCAUUCACUGUCCUCUGCAGAUGCAGCCUGAGCUGGAAAAGACGUCUGGCUGCCUCUCUACUGGGGCCGCAGAACAAGCUUGAGGUUCACUGACCCUCAUUAGGUGGCCGCAGGGAGGGGGCGUUCUGCUGGGGCUCACUGCUCUAGCCUUUGUUCCUGCGGGUGGAUCUUGGUUCUGUUGGUGUGUUCGUGACCCUCCCAAUUAGGUCCCUUUAGGCCCUCAGCCAGGUUUGGCUGAAAGCUGGUGUGCAGGUCAAGAGAAGCUUGGGAGACGUCACCGAUGCAGUGGGACUAACUGUGAAACUGACUGCUCCACGGUUUGACACCGAAAGCAACAUCUGUCACAUGAUCUGACCACGUGGAGAUGUUUCUGGACUCUCUGGAGCCUGCUUAGCUGCAUGUUUUGUGUUCAUCAUAAUUUUUGGAAUCCUACUUAGAGUGUUCAAAAUGUAAGGAAACUUUCUUCUUAUAGCCUGAGCUUGGAUACUCCGCAAAGAGGAAACCUGGCUUCUCCUUCUUAACGGACAAGGAAUGGUUGUUGUAAAUCUGGAAGCAGUAGACCCCCGUCAUCUGUGCCUGGAAGAGUUCAUUGUCAUUUGAGCAGCCGAGCCUGAGUGUCCUCCUCUGUGGGUCAGCCCUGAUUCUACUGCCUUACCUGAUGCGGGGUCACGUGCUGCUCACCUGUCUGCCCUGUGAUUCCAUUGCUAACAGGCCGGAGGCUCCCUGGAGGGCUUGGACUCUGAGCUCUCCUAGCCCUGUGCUCUGUAGCCUGAGGGAAAGUCUUAACAUGGCUGAUGGAAACCAAA
Molecule: messenger RNA, 2419 nt
Organism: Eubalaena glacialis (North Atlantic right whale)
Lineage: Eukaryota; Metazoa; Chordata; Mammalia; Artiodactyla; Balaenidae
Gene: LMAN2L
Product: lectin, mannose binding 2 like
Exons: 9
Coding region: 9-1088 (359 amino acids)
Biological process (GO): endoplasmic reticulum to Golgi vesicle-mediated transport; endoplasmic reticulum organization; Golgi organization
Cellular component (GO): Golgi membrane; endoplasmic reticulum membrane; COPII-coated ER to Golgi transport vesicle
Molecular function (GO): D-mannose binding
Source: RefSeq, a predicted model, not a curated record